Molecule: messenger RNA, 1452 nt
Organism: Zonotrichia albicollis (white-throated sparrow)
Lineage: Eukaryota; Metazoa; Chordata; Aves; Passeriformes; Passerellidae
Source: RefSeq, a predicted model, not a curated record
AUGGGGCACAAGAAGGGGUGGCCGGUUUCAUUUUUGGUGUUGUGUGAGGGGUCACCUGUUUUUUCCAGAACUUCCACUUCAAGAGGAGUUCUGCACUGCAGAGAUGUAAUUGGUUUUUUUUCCCCCGAUUCUCUUCCACAGUCUGCCAUCUUCAACUUCCAGAGUCUGCUGACUGUGAUCCUGCUGCUCAUAUGUACCUGUGCCUACAUCAGAUCCUUGGCUCCCAGCUUACUGGACAAAAAUAAAUCCGGAUUGUUGGGGAUAUUCUGGAAAUGCGCCAGGAUUGGUGAGAGGAAGAGCCCCUACGUGGCCGUGUGCUGUGUGGUGAUGGCCUUCAGCAUCCUGUUUGUGCAGUAGCAGCUGGAGAGUGUCCCCAGGUAGCCAACAGCAGAUCCUGUGUCAAGAAAGGAUGGGAAGCCUCAGCAAGUCUCCUCUCACACGAUGGAUAACCUCUCUCCUGGUGGCCACCCCUGCAGAUGGACCAGCAUUAGUGAUCACAACCCAGAUGAGAUGUGCUUGUUCAGCCAGGUCGGCACUGACACUCCUGCAGUAAUUCAUGGAAGGGUGUCUGGUGUGUGUCUGAGCUUCAGGGGAGCUCUUUGUGUUUGUUUCUUUUUAAACAACAUGCAGUUGAAAAGGCUUGCUGUUUCUAAUUCUUCAAAAUUUCUUGUCCAGUAGAUCUGUUGAAUGAAACACUGAAAUGGUAAAUCAGCCACAGCAAUAAGACCACCCUUUGAAGAAUAAAGAGUGUUUUGACUCUAGGGGAUGUUUAUCAAAGUAUUUUUAGUUCUUGCUGCCUAAAUAAUUCCUCUUGAUUUGUAAGUGAUGUCUCCACUCUCAUCCUAAAAAUAUGACCUCUGACCUAAGUUACACUCAGUUAUUUCUUUCUAAACUUGUAAUUUCUCAAAUAAACUCUUAAUAUUUCUGUUGUUAAGAUGUGAAAUAAAGGCAGGGACCAUAAUUGUAGUGAUGUGUGAUUAGCUGCUGAUAAGGCAGAGAUGGGGAUCUGAGACACCUGGAUUGUUCUCUGUAAAAAACCACAUGUACUCAUUUUUAGAGAUUUCAAAAUGUUGAGAAAAGAAUUGAAAACACUCUGCUGCUGCUGUUGCAUGCAUGGAAAGAUUUCUCAGUUAUCAGAAUGAACAGUUAGCUGCAGAUAAGGAAGUUGCAUGUCAUAAUACAAAGGUUGAAGCAACUAAAUUAUGCUCACCAGUAGUAAAGAUUAAUUACUUUUAAUGAUACCUCCCAUUAGCACAUAUUUCUUAAUUUUGCACACUUUCAGUGAUCUAGUGACUUCUUCAAUAAUUCUUGACAGGUGUGUGUUGUGUCAGACACCUGUGUGACUUCAUACUGGUUCAAUGUGGGAGAAUUGUGUGUUUGCAGUAUUUGUUAUUGUGGAAAGGCUUGUGAUCAGAAGGAACAAAGCUGAAAAGUAAAACACACUUAAAGGUA